AUGGCGCAAUGGAACAAUGGCUCUUUCUCUCCCAAUCCUACUUCUUAUUCUUCAAUCUCAAACCGUACCAUCUCUCUACUCAGCCGCAAUGUUCUCCUUCUCCUCCUCGCCUUCUUCGUUCUCCUUGGUGUGUUCAUCAUACCCUGGACAGGAUCUCCCUUAUUCCCGUUUCCAAACAGAAGCUCUUCUUCUCCUUCUUCUUCUUCUUCUUCUUUGCCCUCCAACUGGCACGACUACUCCCUGGCUCAAGCGGCCAAGUUCGUCGCUAAGGACGGGACAGUGAUCGUCUGCGCCGUUAGCUAUCCCUUCUUGCCUUUUCUCAACAACUGGUUGAUUAGUGUUUCUAGACAGAAGCAUCAAGACAAAGUGCUCGUGAUCGCCGAGGAUUACGCUACUCUCUACAAGGUUAACGAGAAAUGGCCUGGCCACUCCGUUCUCAUUCCUCCAGCGCUCGAUUCUAAGACCGCACAAAAUUUCGGUUCCAAGGGUUUCUUCAAUUUUACGUCUCGGAGGCCGCAACAUCUCUUGCAAAUUUUGGAGCUAGGUUACAAUGUUAUGUACAACGAUGUUGACAUGGUCUGGUUGCAAGAUCCGUUCCAGUAUUUGGAAGGAAGCCAUGAUGCAUACUUCACCGAUGACAGGACUACAAUUAAGCCUUGGAAUCACUCGCAUGAUUUACCACCUCCAGAUCGAAACGGAGUGACUUAUAUAUGUAGCUGCACCAUUUUCUUGCGACCCACUAAUGGCGCAAAGCUUCUCAUGAAGACAUGGAUUGAUGAGCUUCAAGCUGGGUCUAAAGCAUAUGAAGGAAAUGAUCAGCCUGCCUUUAACUGGGCUCUUAACAAAACAGCUCAUCAGGUGGAUCUCUACUUGCUUUCUCAGGCAGCAUUCCCAACAGGAGGAUUGUACUUCAAGAACGAAACAUGGGUUAAAGAGACAAAGGGGAAACAUGCCAUAAUCCACAACAACUACAUUAUCGGUUACGACAAUAAGAUGAAACGCUUUCACGACUUUGGUCUAUGGCUAGUCGAUGACUAUGCUCUUGAGUCACCAUUGGGAAAAUUAGAGUAA
Molecule: messenger RNA, 1071 nt
Organism: Eutrema salsugineum
Lineage: Eukaryota; Viridiplantae; Streptophyta; Magnoliopsida; Brassicales; Brassicaceae
Product: UDP-D-xylose:L-fucose alpha-1,3-D-xylosyltransferase 1
Exons: 4
Coding region: 1-1071 (356 amino acids)
Cellular component (GO): Golgi apparatus
Molecular function (GO): glycosyltransferase activity
Source: RefSeq, a predicted model, not a curated record